This is a messenger RNA of Aureobasidium subglaciale EXF-2481, 1329 nucleotides long. RefSeq lists its product as uncharacterized. The coding region runs from base 1 to 1329 and encodes 442 amino acids. The transcript has 4 exons. Lineage: Eukaryota; Fungi; Ascomycota; Dothideomycetes; Dothideales; Saccotheciaceae. The record is from RefSeq and is a predicted model, not a curated record.
AUGCCAUCUCUAGAAGCAUCGUUUACUCAUGAUGAAGAUGUCUUUGAUCCAAAGAUACAUCUUGAGUUCAGUCCUGCAGAGACGGUAUUCUCCUUGGCAGAUCUAGGCAUCCAGGAACACGAGUACACUACACCAAUCGCAGGUUGUACGCCCUUCAAGUUGUUAUCGAUGGAGGGCGUGAUGGCAUAUAGAAGAGCCAUCUUGAGAAGAGAAGUGUUCGAACAGUGUGCAGGUUAUCCUUUCCCAGGCACAGUGACGCUUCGAAACGUAGCUAAAGCCAGCCAAUUCGUGCGAGACCUCUGGACUCACCCGAAGACAAUUGAGAUCGUGUCGAACGUAUUGGGCGUCAAAGCCGAAGUUAUCAUGGACACGGAGAUAGGUCACACCAAUAUUCAAGUCUCUGGAUCAGGAGACGUGCUCAGUCAGCUUACCAUCCAGCCUUCGCAAGAAGCUCGCCCAUUGACGAAGGAAGAAGAGGCCUACGAUCCUCUGUCGGGCUCGUCGGUGAUUCCAUGGCAUUACGACUCCUACCCUUUCGUGGCAAUAAUCAUGCUGAGCGACACCACUCAUAUGAAAGGCGGAGAGACCUACAUCAGUGCAAAAGACAUCCAAGCGGCAAGACCAAGUUUGGGCACAGCUGUCAUACUGCAGGGCGGUCAGGUGAAGCACCUCGCAGCGCGAACUUUUGGCUCUUCCGAACGAAUCACGACCAUAACCUCGUUCAGAGCUGCAGACAUUGGCCGUUGGGACAACAGCUGGUUGGCCAAUCUCCGAUCAUACGACAACUUACCCGAGCUAUACAGUCAAUGGUCCUUAUAUCGUCUGAAGAAGAUGCGCGACGAGCUUGACGCGGCCGUGACCAAAAUUGAGACGGCCAACAAGUCAGGCGACAUCUUUGUCCACCAAGAGACAGAGGCAUUAUGCGACGAGAUCUCGAGGUACUCAAAAAGGACGGCACGUCAGAUGGUUGACCCUGAGAUCCGUGAUGGGCUAGCCCGAAAGUAUGGCGCCAAAGGUAUAUCUGAGGCGAGCAAAUACUGGCAUAAGGUCAGAGCCACCCAUCGGGAGAGCUCUUUGAUCGCGGAUGCCACAAAAUAUGCAGAGGAGAACAUGCCGAGAAUGAAGGGAUACACGCUGGACUGGUGUCAGACUAGAGGGAGAAUUCAGAGAGGCUCCAGAGAGCGCGGAACACAAGGCUUGAUCGUUUGGGAUGAGCAGACAGAUUACCUGCUUGGAGACGAGCUGGAAAGCCAGGGUCUGAAUGAGAUUCUCUUGUACUGGAUGGAAGAGACUGGACUCAUGGAUGUUUUGGCGGAGACUGCAGGGUGA